This is a messenger RNA of Exaiptasia diaphana, 890 nucleotides long. RefSeq names its product lactadherin. The record is from RefSeq and is a predicted model, not a curated record. The coding region runs from base 117 to 770 and encodes 217 amino acids. The transcript is spliced from 4 exons. NCBI's taxonomy places the organism in Eukaryota, Metazoa, Cnidaria, Anthozoa, Actiniaria, Aiptasiidae.
CGGUGUGUCAUAUCAACAACAAGCCAUGUUUACAUGGAAGCGAGUGCAGCUAUAGAAACAACACAACCUAUUGUAAUUGUGGAUCGGAUUUGACAGGAGAACAAUGCGAAGCUGGAAUGUGGAUGGAGUGGAGUCAGUGGAGUAAAGGAUGUUACAUGCCUAAGAUCUGCGUCCCAAGAAGAAACAGGACCUGCUUGAGUCGUGCACCAUAUACUCCAAGCUGCAUUGGAUCGGCGCUAGAAAUAAAACAAUGUAGACCACUGCCAGAAGUAAACAACACGAACUGCAAGAAUCCACUUGGAAUGGAGAACGGCAGAAUCAAAGAUUCACAGAUUACAGCUUCAUCUGUGUUAUCAGUGGAUCCCCAUGCUGAUUACUUUGCUUCACAUGCUCGUCUUCACCUGAAAAGUUCAGGAAGGAUUAUUGGUGGAUGGGCUCCAGAUGCACCCUACUUGAACCAAUUCAUCCAAGUUGACCUUGGCAACAGGACAGUCAUCACCAAGGUAGCCACUCAGGGAAGAGCCGAGCUUACUUAUAAUCAGUUUACUAGCGAAUAUUCAUUGUCCUACAGUGAUGACGCUACUGACUGGAAAGAUUACGAGGGAGACUGUGUUAAGAUAUUCCCUGGUAACACUGAUCAAAAUACUGUGGUCACCAACGAGUUUGAAGUACCCAUAAUAGCACGGUAUGUCCGACUAAUUGUUAAAAGCUGGACGUCGCAUGCAUUCAUCCGGAUGGAACUUUAUGGCUGUCCAUACAAUCCUGCCUGACUCUUAAUUCUAAUUUUGUUUGCCGACGCUGACCUGAGCUGAUGAUUGGAGYUACACUUUGCAUUUGCGUAUGAUUUUAACUUAAGAGAAGGCUGGAUAUAUACCGGAUAAAGUUAUCCU